Kwoniella mangroviensis CBS 8507 is the source of this 1458-nucleotide messenger RNA. RefSeq lists its product as uncharacterized. The coding region runs from base 1 to 1458 and encodes 485 amino acids. The transcript has 6 exons. NCBI's taxonomy places the organism in Eukaryota, Fungi, Basidiomycota, Tremellomycetes, Tremellales, Cryptococcaceae. The record is from RefSeq and is a predicted model, not a curated record.
AUGGUAGCCGAACCAAUCACCGAAUCAUCCAAACCGCCUACUCAAGGUAAACAGCCUAAACAACCUAAACCUCAAAACCCUAAACCCGAGAAAGGAGGAGGGGAGAAAGUGAAAAGUGCCAAAGAUCUCAAGAAGGAGAAAAGAGCAGCCGCAGUAGCAGCUCGAGGUGGGGAGAAUGCCGGUGCGGGGCAUGAGGGGGGAAGACCCACUUUAUCAGUGACGAAUACAGGUGCUGCUGGUGAAAGUCGACAAGCUGCUUUCGCUCCUUCCGGAUCAGCAUCAGCAUCUGCUGGAGGACCCGGUCCAAGUAAACCUCAACGACCCGCCCAUUUCAGUGAACCUUCCGGCUUAUCAUUAUCCAACAUUCAACAAAAUCUCUUUUUCUCUCAUUUACCUCAUCAAGAUUUCCCUGAUACUUCUGCUGCAUUGAUUAACGGUAAACUCCAUCCUCUAAUUGUCAGAUUGGGAGUAUUGAUGUCUAGUGGACAAUUGAGAGGCGCCAAUGCCAGGACGAUGGGUAUGAUGUCUGCUUUUAGAGAGGUUAUAAGAGAUUAUGAAUGUCCGGAUCAAGCUGUAUUAUGGAAAGAUUUACCGAUUUAUCUCAGUCCGAUGAUUGCUUGGUUGGAAGGUUGUAGACCUAAAGGUGUAGGUGGAGGGAAUGCCAUUAGAUGGUUGAAAUCUGAGAUUAACAGACUAGGAGAACAGGGAGACAGGUCAGAAGCUGAGCAAAAGGACUAUUUGGUCGAAGCUAUAGGUUUAUACCUUCGGGAUAGGAUAGAAUUUGCCGACAAGGUGAUUGCAGAUAAUGCCAAAGAGAAGAUCAGGAAUGGAGAUACCGUUGUGACAUAUGCGAGAUCAUCAGUUGUUGAAAGGGUCUUACUCGAGGCUCAUAGGGAUAUGAAAGUCUCAGAUCCCGAAGCAGGAUUCAAAGUUGUAGUAGUCGAUUCCAGACCAUUAUUAGAGGGUCGUCAAUCGCUCGAAGCCCUCUCUUCAGCCGGAAUACCCUGUACAUACAUCCUCCUUCCUCUUCUAUCCUCCAUACUCCCUCAGGCAGAUCUGGUAUUACUCGGUGGAUCAGCCUUACAUUCAGAUGGAGCACUAUACUCCAGAUCGGGAACAGCGAUCGUGUCGAUGUUAGCUAAAGAACAUCGAGUACCGGUCGUAGCAUGUGUGGAAACUUACAAAUUCGGCGAAAAAGUUGUUCUGGACGGUGUAGCUACCAACGAAUUAGGGAGUGUAGAUAAUCUAUUGAGUAUACCGAAUAAUCUAAGUUUCGGUAUAAAACCGAAUGAUCUGUCGUCUACGACGGGUGGUGUGGGUAAACAUAAUUUGACGCCAUUGCAUCUGGUAUAUGAUGUGACUCCACCUAGUUUGAUUACUGCUGUUUGUACAGAGAUCGGAUUUAUCCCUCCAAGUUCCGUUCCUACAGUGUUAGGUAAAUCAAGCAGUGUGGUGUAG